Acaromyces ingoldii is the source of this 849-nucleotide messenger RNA. RefSeq names its product MoaE-domain-containing protein. Bases 51 to 725 code for a protein of 224 amino acids. The record is from RefSeq and is a predicted model, not a curated record. Gene Ontology annotation, cellular component: cytosol. The transcript is spliced from 2 exons. Lineage: Eukaryota; Fungi; Basidiomycota; Exobasidiomycetes; Exobasidiales; Cryptobasidiaceae. Gene Ontology annotation, biological process: Mo-molybdopterin cofactor biosynthetic process.
UGCCUCUCUGCCCCGAUCUUGCCUCCUCGGUGGCUGAAGAAGGACACACGAUGAAGAAAAAGAGCUCGACAGGAGGCGAGGCGUCGCACAAGGCGUCCGUCUCGCUUCCGGACGGCCUCGGCAGCGCGGCGCUGACGUUUGACUCGCUCGACGAGAGGGCGGCGCUGCGCUUCGUCGGGCACGCGAGCGCGGGCGCCUCGGUCCUCUUUGUCGGCACCACGCGCGACAACUUCCAGGGCAAAGAAGUCGUCAAGCUCGAGUACGAGGCAUACAGCGAGCUGGCCAUCAAGACGCUCCAGCGCAUCGUCGAGCUCGCCUGCCACGCCGCCGGUCCCUGGCCGCUCUCGCAGCCGCUCGCCAGCUUCAGUAGCAGAGGCAGCACUGACAACAAGAUGGAAGGACAGAGCACCGAGAGCAAGAAGGAAGAGCAAGAAAGCGAAAGGAAGACGGAAGGGCAAGCGGGCAAGCAGCCUGCCUCGCGGCGCGUCUACAUAGCCCACCGGCUCGGAAACGUGCCCGUGGAGCAGGCCUCGAUCCUCGUCGCCGUCAGCAGCCCGCACCGGCGCGAGGCAUUCGAAGUGGCCGAGUGGGCGCUCGAGCUCGUCAAGCGCGAGGCGCAGAUCUGGAAAAAGGAGGUGUACAAGGGUGACGCUGAUGCGAGCCAGUGGAAGAGCAAUGCGGCCGAUACGGCGGCAAGAGCAGCAGCAGCAGACAAGCUGCCGUAGACGACGAUGCUUUCGGUCCCUUGUGCCAUCGAAAAAGCAGGAGGAGAAGGAAGAGGAAGUGUGGGAAACCAAACAAGAAGAUACCCACUGUAUAUACUUUUAUAAGACAGGACAUGCAUGGAGA